AACUUACUGAUUUUGAUUGUUUAGUAAUUUAUGAUCAAUUUCUUUCAUUUUAAAAUCUAGUUAGUAUAAGCUUUUAUAAAACUUUUUUAUGAUAAAUAACUCAAAAUCAUGGCAGAAUCUUUAGCUGGUCAAAGAGCCAAAAGGCAAAAAGUUGAUAAACAUGGUCGCAUGACGGCUUUAGAAAAGCUGAAACUUCUAAAAGGAAAGGGCUCAAAACAUAAAUAUGAUGUAGACGAAAUGGAGAAUGUUUACGAUACGGUCGACGAGACAGAAUACACCGAACGAGUUUUGCAGCGACAAGAAGAUGACUGGAUCGAAGACGAUGGCACAGGAUAUGUCGAAGACGGUAGAGAAAUUUUUGAUGAUGAUGAUGGAAUUGAUGAUACAUAUGUUGCAAGUACUAAGGAAUCUGGCCGAGGACAAAAGAGAAAAGCCAAAGUUGCACCACCUUCAGGGAAAGGCAAUAUAAGAAAUCUCUUAGGAGCCAUGCCAGCUAAGAAAAAAGAUGAUGCAAAAAUAUCAGAAGACAACAUUUUAUCAGAUAUCAUGUCAGAUUUGGAUGGAAGUACCUCAACUGCAGUCAAACCAAAGUCCUUCAUGCCAAGCAAAACUAAUAUCAUAGAAUCAAACAAAAAAGAAGCUCAAAACUACUUCAAAAACUUAUCAACUUCUGUAAAAAAACCUACUCCACCUAUUAAAGUUGAGGCAACAGCAUCUACACACCACAACAAAACAAAUGAUCAAAAUAGUCAGUUAAAAAAACAGUCAAAUGAUCAUAUCCCAAAGAAAUCUGAAUGGAACAUAGAUAAAGAAAUAAAGAAAGAAUUAGAAGACUCUGCAACUCAGAACAUAGAAGAGUUUCAGACACAAGAAAUCAAUUUUGAUGAUGAUUUUAGCAAUGAUGCUGCCUUGUGUGAAGUUGCAGAAGUCAAAGAAGAGACUCCAACUGUCUCUAACACUAUAACAGAUGUAGCUGAAGAAUUUUUGAAUGAGGAUUUUGAAAUAUUUCCAACAAAAAAAGAAACAAAAGAAUUAAAACCUUUGAGCAGUAAUUGGGCAGAUCAGAAUCAAAAUCAAGUGGUUUCUUCUGUUCAAACCGAUGGUCAACUUCCACUUCAAACUAACAAAGAAGGGGAGAAAGUUCUUAAAUUUUAUUGGUUAGACGCUUGGGAAGAUAGAUUUGUUAAACCAGGUGUUGUGUAUUUAUUUGGUAAAGUAUAUGUGAAUCCAGCAAACAAGAAAGCAGGCUGUAUUUCUUGCUGUUUGGUUAUAAAAAAUGUAAAUCGUCAGUUGUUUCUUCUUCCAAGGGAAUAUAAAUUGGAUCCCAUAACAUUGGAACCAACAGACCAAGAAGUCACAAUGAUGGAUGUGUAUCAAGAUUUUAAUAGCUCAGUGGCCAGUGAGUUGGGUUUAAAAAAUUUUAAGUCUAGGAAGGUCACUAAAAAUUACUGCUUUAACUUGCCUGACAUACCUGCGCAGUGUGACUAUUUAGAAGUGAAAUAUUCUGCUGCAUUACCCCCACCCCAAUCAGGGAAGAAAUAUUCAACAUUUUCUCACAUAUUUGGUACAAAUACUUCUUCUUUAGAGACAUUUUUGCUGGAUAGAAAAAUCAAAGGUCCCUGUUGGUUAGAAGUGAAACAAGUUGAAAAUGUCCAAGCCAAAGUGUCGUGGUGUAAGCUAGAGGCUACUUGUGAGAAAAUGGAACAAGUUAAUGUUAUCAGAGAUGAUAAUGAUCUGGAACCACCACCAAUUGUUAUUGCAACACUUAAUAUGCGUACUGCCACAGAUCCAAAAACAAAUAAGACAAAAAUUUUGAUGUUGAGCUGCCUAGCGCACAAUUCCUUUCCAAUACAUAAACCACCACCAAAUCCACCAUUUCAUCAGCACUUCUGUGUAAUGACGAAAUGUAUUGACAUAUGGCCACUUGAUCUCAAACAACAUUUAUCUCAAUACAAGGCAACAAGACUGACCAAAUGUGAUUCAGAAAGAGAACUUCUUAACUUUUUUAUGGUACAGUUUUGGAAGCUAGAUCCAGACUUAGUUGUGGGUCAUGAUUUACAAGGCUUUCAACAGGAUUUGCUUAUUGGUAACAUCUUAGAUUUACGUAUUCCAAAUUGGUCUCGUCUAGGCCGACUUAAGAGGUCAGUAGCACCUCAGAGAAAAUAUGCAGCCAAGGACGCAUUUUUAGGAAGACUGGUGUGUGACAUAAAACUUUCUGCCAUGGAGCUAAUACGAGCCCGAAGUUUUGAUUUAGACACACUGUGUGUAAAUGUUCUUAAAAUGAAAGAAGGCGAUCGCGUCGAUGUAGCUCUCGAAGAUUUACCACGUUACUAUGAAAGUACUAAUGAUCUUCUACAAUUAGUAACAUUAAGUAUGCAGGAUGCCUCAUACAUAUUAAAAAUCAUGUGUGAACUUAAUGUAGUACCAUUAGCAUUACAAAUUACACAAAUUGCUGGUAAUGUGAUGUCUCGAACUCUAAUGGGUGGAAGAUCUGAAAGAAAUGAGUAUUUAUUGCUACAUGCUUUUAAUGAAAAGAGUUAUAUUGUACCGGAUAAAGUCUAUGGUAAAAAAAUAGUUGUUGAUGACGCGGAUGGGGAUGAACAAGAAGAAGCUGGCUCAAAUGUAUCAAAAAAACAAGGUAAAAAAAAAGCCGCAUAUUCCGGCGGUCUCGUGCUUGACCCUAAAAAAGGUUUCUAUGAUAAACUAAUUCUCCUGAUGGACUUUAACUCUUUGUACCCAAGUAUUAUACAAGAAUACAAUAUUUGUUUUACAACAAUUAAAAGGAAAAAUGGCGCAGUACUUGACGAUGAUAUAAAUAACCUCGUUUUGCCUGGUCCAAAUACUGAUUUUGGUAUCCUUCCCACUCAGAUUAGAAAACUUGUGGAAAGCAGAAGGGAGGUAAAAAAGUUGAUGAAAUCACCAGACUUGUCACCUGAACAAUAUAUGCAAUAUAAUAUAAGACAAAUGGGCUUAAAACUUACAGCAAAUUCUAUGUAUGGAUGCCUGGGUUUUACCCAUUCCAGAUUUUAUGCAAAACCACUAGCAGCCUUAGUUACUAUGAAGGGCAGGGAAAUUCUUAUGGAUACAAAAGAAAUUGUGCAAAAGUUAAACUAUGACGUUGUAUAUGGAGACACAGACAGUUUGAUGAUAAAUACAAACUGUUUAGAUUACGACUAUGUAUUUAAGAUUGGCAAUGAUCUGAAAAGAGAGAUUAACAAAAAGUACAAGCAGAUUGAAUUAGAUAUUGAUGGAGUUUUUAAAUAUCUACUUCUUUUAAAAAAAAAGAAGUAUGCUGCUGUAGUAAUUAGUAAGAACAAAACUGGUGAAUUUAUAUUUACCCAGGAACACAAGGGUUUAGAUAUUGUUAGACGUGAUUGGUCACAAUUGGCAGCAGAAGCGGGCAAAUUUAUACUAAGUCAAAUACUUUCCGAACAAACAGCCGACGAGAGGCUCGAAAGUAUUCAAAAUCAUUUAAAUAAAUUGAAAGAUGAUUUAGUAAGUGGUAAAAUGCCAUUAUCCUUAUUAACUAUCACAAAACAACUUACCAAAAAUCCAAAUGAAUAUGCUGACAAGAACUCUCAACCACAUGUCCAAGUAGCAUUGAGAUUAAAUGCUAAAAAUAGUAGAAGAUUUAAAAAAGGUGACAUAGUUCCUUAUAUAAUUUGUGAAGAUGGCACCGCUAAUUCAGCAACACAAAGAGCUUACCAUAUAGAAGAGUUAAAAAAUUCUGAAUAUCUCAAAGUGGAUUACAAGUAUUACUUGGCACAUCAACUUCAUCCCGUCAUAUCACGUAUAUGCGAACCCAUAGAAGGCAUGGAUCCGGCGCGAGUCGCCGAUUGUCUUGGUCUGGACCCUUCAGGUUAUCGACAAAUUAUUAAAAAAGAAAACACAAACACAGACACAUAUGAGGUUGAAAACGAUCAAGAAAAGUACAGACAUUGCAAAGAAUUUUUGUUUGUGUGUGUAAACGAGAACUGUAAAACUGAAAAUAGAGUCCGAGAAACAUUUGUCACAUUGGAUAAAGAAAAUUUAACGUUCUUAGAAAAAUGUCAAAACCCUAAAUGUUCUGUAAAACCAGUUGAUUAUGUUGCUUGCAUUCAAAACCAAUUGAUUCUACAAAUGCGGCAGUACCAUAACCAGUAUUACGCAGGCUGGUUAUCCUGUGAAGACCCAGCUUGCGGAUACCGCACGAUUCGACUUCCGCAAACAUUUGCCGGUGGCUAUCCUUUAUGUAGACAGUGUGAAAAAGGGGUUAUGUUCAGAGAUUACACUGAAAAAGAUUUGUACCUUCAGAUAAACUUUUUUCAUUUUUUAUUUGAUAUUAAUAAAAACAAUACUUCAAAAACUAAAAUAUCUACACCAAUCAUUUCUGCAUUUCAAGUUUUAAAAGAGACUGUAGAAGAUGUCCUGGCACACUCGGCAUACUCUAUAAUUAACUUAUCUAAAUUGUUUAGAUUUUUCCGUCUAGAUAAUAAAAAUGGAAGUACCAUUAAACCAGAACCUGUGGAAAUCGAUAUCUUACCAGAAACUGAACACAUUGAUGCUUUAAUGGAAAUGGGGACUUACUAGAACUAAAUAUGUAAUAAGGCUAUUAUUUGUAAAUACAAUUCCUUUUUCCAUUAUAAUGUACAUAUUAUUUACAACAAUAAAAAUAAUAUCAAAUCUAA
Messenger RNA from Nymphalis io (European peacock), 4667 nucleotides. RefSeq names its product DNA polymerase alpha catalytic subunit (gene DNApol-alpha180). Bases 109 to 4569 code for a protein of 1486 amino acids. Gene Ontology annotation, cellular component: alpha DNA polymerase:primase complex. Gene Ontology annotation, molecular function: single-stranded DNA binding; DNA replication origin binding; DNA-directed DNA polymerase activity. The transcript has 10 exons. NCBI's taxonomy places the organism in Eukaryota, Metazoa, Arthropoda, Insecta, Lepidoptera, Nymphalidae. The record is from RefSeq and is a predicted model, not a curated record. Gene Ontology annotation, biological process: mitotic DNA replication initiation; DNA replication; lagging strand elongation.